GCAGCGGCGGCGCCGCGUCUGCGCGGAGCGCCUGCCACGCCGCGCCGGCGGCGGCGAGCGGCGCCGCCGUCGCGAGUUCGUACGCGGACGCGCCGAGCGCGAACACGUCGACGUGCGACUGGGGCCGAUAGUUCGACUGGAAGCACCUGCGCGCGAGACCACGCUGUUCCAUGGCCGCAGGAAAACGAGCCAUCUCGAUCGAAGCUUCCCGCCGGGCCGCGGCUGACGUCCGCGCCGCACGCACUCGGGCGCGAGGUAGCGCGCGUCGCCUUCGGCGCCGUCGCUCGGUGCGGCGCCGACCGUGGCAACAGACCCAAAGUCGCCGAGCUUCAGCUGCCCCUGCGCAUCGACGAGGACGUUGCCCGGCUUGACGUCGCGGUGGACGUAACCGCGCGCGUGGACGUGCGCGAGUGCGUCGCCGACGUCGCCAAGCCUGCGCGCGAGACACGACAAGCUCGGGGCGAGCGACGCGAUGUCGAAUCGGGCGAUCCUUCCCGCGCCGCGCCGGGCAGCUUCCAGAGGUGCGGCGCCUCGGGCGCGUCUCCGUUCCUCGAGACGAUCUGCGCGACGCUGCCCAGGGCGCAGAGCUCGAGCUGCGCGUGGAGGUGGCCGCCCUCCUGCCACGCGAGGUGGAACGCGAUCACGUUCGGCGCGCCCCGCAGCGCCCGCAGCGCCUCGCACUCCGCGAGCGCCGCCUCGCGCGCGCGCCGCGACCGGAACGGGCGCCGCGCGACCUUGAUCGCGUAGCGCUCGCCGUCGACCGUCGACGUCGCGGUCCAGACGUCCGAGAACGCGCCGCGGCC
This is a messenger RNA of Pelagomonas calceolata, 803 nucleotides long. Lineage: Eukaryota; Pelagophyceae; Pelagomonadales; Pelagomonadaceae. The record is from the annotation of a GenBank genome assembly.